CGACGAAAGUUUCCUGGAAUAUGUGUAUGCGAUGGUCGAAAUCGGUAAGCGAGGAAAAGUAGAUGAAGUGUCACUGUGUGAGUAUGUAGUUCGCGGAAUAGAGGACGACCCACGAAAUAAAGCUUGCCUUCUGCAGUGCAAUUCUCUAAGAGAAUUGAAAGUGCAACUCAAAGUGUACGAGAAGUUACGGCAGCAAAUGAAUCUUCAUAAAAUCAAGAACAAUGGCCAGAUUCCCCGAGUGCAGAAAGAAGGCAGUGCGGUCAGACGAGUUGCGGACAAAUACGACGGUUGUUUUAAUUGUGGUGACAAAUUCCAUCGAUCACCAAUGUGCCCAAAUAAACCGAAAGGCACCAAAUGUUUUCGGUGCAAUAGUUUCGGGCACAUCGCGAAACAGUGCACGAAUACCAGGAAGAACGAAGAACCAAGGAAUGUUUGUGUAGUUACCACCGUGCCAAAUGUUCCGGUUACUAUCGGGUCAGUUGUUUACAAUGCGGCAGUGGAUACGUGCAGCGAAGCAACACUACUAAGAGAAGACGCGCUCCGGUCAAUUCCCCGAAAAGAACAGCAAUUGAAGAAGUCAUCGUUACGCCUCUACGGUCUCGGCGGCAAUGGCAUGACAGCAUUGGGAGAGUUCCAGUAUUCGCAUUAAAUACACCAAUGCUGCUCGGGAUGGAUUUCUUGUGUACGAAGAAAUUCUCCAUCACCAAUGAAGGUGUUAAAAUCAACAAGCUGGACACAAG
Messenger RNA from Anopheles stephensi (Asian malaria mosquito), 740 nucleotides. RefSeq lists its product as uncharacterized. Gene Ontology annotation, molecular function: nucleic acid binding; zinc ion binding. Bases 32 to 649 code for a protein of 205 amino acids. The record is from RefSeq and is a predicted model, not a curated record. The transcript has 2 exons. NCBI's taxonomy places the organism in Eukaryota, Metazoa, Arthropoda, Insecta, Diptera, Culicidae.